AUGGACCCGGGGCCCCGGAGUCCCGCGCCGCGGCUGGGGAGAGCAGGGUUGCAGGAGUCACCGCUGGCUAACGGACAUGGCCACGGCGGGCGGGACUUCCUCAGGAAGCAGAUGAGAGGGGAGCUGUUCUCGCCGCAGCAGAUCGAGACAUCAGAAUACUCGGCCAUGGCCUCACUAGCAGGCGGACUGGACGAGAUGAAGAACAGUUUGGCCAAUCAGAGCGCAGGGGCUGAGUUAGGAGCUAACGUGUCCGGUCCACAGUCCUACUCACUAGUUCCAGGUCGAGACCUUGCCAGCACAACUCUGCCAGGCUAUCCCCCUCAUGUCCCCCCCACUGGACAGGGCAGCUACUCCACCCCCUCCCUCACUGGAAUGGUACCUGGGGGAGAUUUUUCUGGAAGUCCAUAUUCCCACCCACAGUAUUCUACGUACAACGAAUCAUGGAGAUUUCCAAACCCCAGCCUAUUAGUGUUUCAACAAGAUUAUGGGUCUCUCCUGGGGACGGAGAUCGGCUGCUCGUCUAGUCUCUUCACCAGCCAGGCAGGACAGAUGCAAGGGUCACCGUACUAUUACAGUGCAACAUCGCGGGGGGCAGGCCCCGCUGCCACUGCAACAGCCUCUGCCUACGAUCGUCACUGACCCCUUCGGACGAGAGGAGAGGAGGUUGAAGAGCAGGAGAUAAGGGAAGAAAGAUAGCACCAGCACCGUUCAGUUAAAUCUUGCCUUUGUGCACUCUACAACAAGAAGAUUUUCAAAUCUUUUUAUUUUUUAUUAAUAAUUCUGAAACCAACACAC
Nematolebias whitei (Rio pearlfish) is the source of this 795-nucleotide messenger RNA. Its product is annotated as paired box protein Pax-5. The transcript has 7 exons. Lineage: Eukaryota; Metazoa; Chordata; Actinopteri; Cyprinodontiformes; Rivulidae. The coding region runs from base 1 to 639 and encodes 212 amino acids. The record is from RefSeq and is a predicted model, not a curated record.